This is a messenger RNA of Leptosia nina, 4773 nucleotides long. NCBI's taxonomy places the organism in Eukaryota, Metazoa, Arthropoda, Insecta, Lepidoptera, Pieridae. The record is from the annotation of a GenBank genome assembly.
AUGGCGCGAUGGUGCGCGCUGAACCAGCAAUGGACGAUUUGGUUUCUAGUCUUUCUUCUCCAUGGCGUCCUUUCUACACCAGGUCCCUGUGAGGUUGAAACAGGACAAUCGAGUAUUAUUGUGGACAUUGAAGAAAGUAGAGGCGACCAACUAAACCAAAGUACAGUUCCAGCAACGCUGCCAAUAGUUGGUGAACCAGAUGUUGACGUGGUACUCUCCACCGUUUUCCCAAAAGGUCCCACGCUAUUCCAACUCGAUGGAAAGAGAUUACAACUUUUGCAACCCUUAGAUCGGGAUGCUGAUAAUCUCUCGCAUAUGGUCUUCCAGCUGGUAUGCCAAGUCAAGUCUACGAAAAAGCGUCGGACCAUACCUGUCAUUGUACGAGUGUCUGAUAUAAAUGAUAACGCGCCAAUUUUCCAAGGAACUCCUUACGAAACUAGCGUGUCUGAACUUGUACCUCUCGGGACAACAAUAUUCGACAGAAUCCGCGCGACCGACAUAGACGCUGGAGUGAAUGGCCUCGCGGAGUAUUUCAUAGUACCAGGAGACAAUAAAACAGUGGAAGCGUCUAACGCGGUAGACGGCUAUGGAUACUUCGCUAUACCGAUACCACACCAGGGCCAGGUCACGGUCAACAGGAGCUUGGAUUACGAACGAACUCAGAAGUAUCUAGUCACUAUUGUUGCUUCUGAUCGUGCUCGUGACACCAAGCGUCGUAUGUCAAGUACUGCAACACUAACUGUCAACGUUCAAGACGAUGAUGACCAAGAUCCUUCCUUCAUCUACAAGGGCUGUUCUUCGCAUGAAGGGGCGUGUAUCAAUCCAGAAUAUUCGAGCUAUGUCAAUAGCGGUGUACUUGCCGGCAUCCUAACAAUUGAACCGGAGAAAAUCCAAGCAGUUGAUAUGGACACGUUAAACGCUAGAAUUAAGUAUAGCAUAGAGAGUGGUCAACCAGACUCUUGGAGUACUUACUUUGAUAUCGAUGAAAAUACGGGAGCCGUUAGGCAACUGUUACCUGUAGAUACCAGUAUUGCUAAGAAGUACCAAUUAGUUAUUAAGGCGGAAGAAAUAUCCGAAGCAAAACGGUUUACCACCGCGAAAUUGACAAUAACAGUACGCCCAGUAGAUGCCAGUCCACCUGUGAUUUCAGCAACCUCAGAUGAAGGGAGAGUCGAGGAGAACUCGCCUAAAGGGACCAAGAUUAUCGGUUCAGACAACCAGAAUAUACGUUUUAGUGUUUCUGAUCCAGAUUUGGGUCCCGGCGAUCCCAUACCAAAAUAUACGUAUGAGCUGACUACAAACUUCUUCGAUAUCGACAAGGAAGGAUACCUCAUCGUGAACGACGAGCAUUUAGAUAGAGACCCACCAAAUUCAGGACAUUUAAGAUUCCAGAUCGUCGCUAGAGAAGCGAAUGGCGGUGCUGCUUCAGCCCCGUUCUCCGUGGUAGUUUAUCUUCUGGACCAGAACGACAACGCGCCAGUUAUCCCAAAAACUCAACCCGUCAACGUUCCCGCUAGUUUAGAACCCGCUCCUGUUUAUAAGGUGGAAGCGACGGACAUAGACGAGGGUGAGAAUGCGCGUAUAACGUACAGCAUCUAUCACGUAUCUAAUAAUGGCGGUAACAAGUUCACUAUUGAACCCAGCACUGGAGUUAUUUCUAGCACAGGGCGUCUGCAAGCUGGCGAACAAUACAGUGUGACCGUCCGCGCCACAGACUCAAAAGGACUGAGCUCACAAGGCAUAAUUGAGUUGAUGGUUGCUCCGGGGCCAAACACAAGACCUCCACAAUUCUCUUCAAGAGACUAUUACGCCCCAGUAUCAGAAGGCGCCGCUAUAAACUCAACUGUUACCACUGUAACGGCCAAAGACCCAGAGAACGAACCUGUUACAUAUUCCAUUGUGUCUGGGAAUGACUUACGCCAGUUUGCUAUCGGUUCCAAUACGGGAAUCAUUACCGUGAUAAGGCGUUUGGAUAGAGAAGUUCUUACACGAUAUCAGCUGAUGGUAAGAGCUGAAGACCCAGGAAGACUAUCAACAACCGCUACGGUCAAUAUCAAAGUCACUGAUAUUAACGAUAACAAUCCCAAGUUUGAUGAAGAUAUAUACACAUUCCAUGUAAAAGAAGGUGCAUCAGGUGAACAGGUUGGAUACGUACACGCUACAGACAUAGACGAAGGAGUGAAUGCUCUAGUGAGCUACAGCGUCCCAAACAAUGUACCUUUCGCUAUUGACAACACAACUGGUCUUAUUACAACCAACACCCAACUAGAUUAUGAAGAGACUAAGGAGUACGCCUUCGUAGUCACAGCAACAGAUGGCGCUAUAGACAAACGAUUAGGGACAGCGUCAGUUACCGUGCUCGUGGACGAUGUUUCUGACGAGCCACCUAUCUUUUCUCAGCCUUUGUACUCCGUGCAUGUACCGGAAAAUGUACCUAACUACCCUGUCAUUAAGGUUCAUGCUGAGGACCCAGAUUCGGUCCCAGAAAUCACCUACACAAUACUAAAAGGUGACACGGACCUGUUCUCUAUAGAUCGCAAAAGCGGUAUGAUUCGCACACUUAGGCCCUUAGAUAGAGAGAUGAUUGCAAGACACGAGCUUAUUGUUGGUACGGAGGAAAAUAAUGGACAGGAUAAAGGUGCUACUACCACUGUGGAGAUUAUUGUUGAUGACAAAAACGACAAUGCACCAGUAUUCACGUCAGCGAUACGACCUGUUACAAUCGAAGACACGUCAUCCAUAGGUUCUUUAGUUGAAACAGUCGUAGCAUUGGAUGCUGAUGCUACUCCUCCGAAUAAUAGGAUACGAUACGCCUUAGUUGGGAGGGGAAAGGCUUCAAUAUACUUCCAUGUGGAGCCUGAUACUGGUGUUAUAAGACUCAGGGAUGAUUUGAGGAAGGAAACUGACAGUGAAUAUACUGUGGACGUGCAAGCGUAUGACGAAGGAGAUCCUGUGAUGUCAUCUGUUACAAGCCUAACUGUUUAUGUCAGUCAUUCAGCUACUGUGCCGCCAGAUGUAAGAUUAGGCUUCGCAGAUACAACUUACACCGAACACGUCGCUGAAAAUUCGCCCAAUGGCACUUUAGUGCGUAUUCUGCCUAUCUGGAAUAAAAGCAAACACUCUAGAGACACCCCACUUAAAUGCCUGCUUACAGACUCGUCACAAAAAGGUGUAUUCUAUGUUAAGCUGACAGAAGAUAGAGAUUGUGCAAUCUACUUAAACGCAUCUAUAGACUACGAGGCACUGAUGGAAUAUUCUUUGGAGGUCCAGUUGGAGUCUAUACAGGGAUUGAUUAAUCCGGAAAGCAGUAAAGCUGUUAUCAACGUACAUGUGACUGAUGUGAAUGACAAUCCACCAGUUUUCGUAUUCAAUGAACAGUCUAGCAUUGCUGCUGCUAAGGGGAAGUACUUCGCAAUCGCUACUAAAGAUAUGCCGUUGGGUACUAAUGUUUUACAAGUCACGGCGAAAGACAAAGACAGUGGGGACUUCGGAAAAGUGGAAUAUCGUAAGAACUCUUGGACCAAGGUAGCUGAAGAGUAUUUUACGCUAGACAAAGAAACCGGUGUAAUUUCUAAUAUUAAAACAUUCGAAAAUGUACCCAAAGAAGUCCUGCCUUUCAAAUUCAAUGUAAUGGCAAGAGAUAAUCCCAAGUCCGAAGAUUACAAGACUGCGAGAGCUUCUGUUGUGAUUAAUUUACUCCAAAAAGAUAACCAAUUGAUCCUAGAAGUACCUGAUCUAAACCUCAACGCGAUGUCAGCCCUUAAAGCACGCAAUCUUCUAGUUGAUAUUGAGGGAAAGAGCGGCUUGUACGCCGGUCUCGAGAAACUCACUCCCAAAUUGUAUUUAGGAGAAAAUGGAACACUCGAAAGCGACUUGAACGGCACAGAUGUGUGGCUGUACUUGCUUGAUCCUAAUAGUGGGCAGAUAUUGACUAGAGAAUCUCAACCAGUCAAGAAGGCAAUAGACGCAGGAGUACACGUCCAAGCACCAUUAGUUCCAGCAGAACCACCGCGAAGAACUCACAUUGCAGCAGCCCCGCUUACCACAGCGUUACCAGCUGCAUUACUGGCUUUAGCUGCACUUGUCCUGGUUGCUGCUACCGCUGCUACAGUCUAUAUCUGCGCUUCUUGGAAUCGGUACAAAAAACACAAGGAACAAGCUCUACAACAGCAGUAUGGUACUCUAAGUCUGAGUAUGGCGCCACCGAGACCACCUUCUGGUUAUGAAUCCAGCGAAGAUGAUCCAGCACCACGAUACGAGACCCAGGUUUUAAACAUGGCCGUCGACGAUGCAGACUUACAACUGGAUUUCAGUCCUAACAACCACGCUUUCAACAUUCACAACGUCCAAUAUUUAUCAAAAGAUAAUGGUGAAAGAAGUCCAACGAUAUCCGAAACAGCGACCACCGCGCGCGCAUCUAGUGUUAAUGAAAAUGGCGGAACCCUCAACAACAUGACUAACUACGACAACGCAGUUCGCAACACGCAAACACUAAACCGACGGACACACAACAGCCACCCUUUGAACAAUGCCAUCGGGACGUUACCGAGAGUCAAUAAUAAUAAUAUUGGACACGGGCUGCUAGCUACGACGCUGGGAAGGAAGAUAAAUGGAAACAAUCACAAGAAGAAAACGACUCAGCCGAUCAUGGCGUACGAUGAGAUACCAGGAUUGCAAAGAGCCACGGAUAACGAAAACGUUACGUUUGGCAAAAGAAACUUCACUGGUUAUUCAUACGACCAGUCUCCUGUGGAAACCACGACAGAGUUAUAA